Messenger RNA from Cladocopium goreaui, 1263 nucleotides. NCBI's taxonomy places the organism in Eukaryota, Dinophyceae, Suessiales, Symbiodiniaceae. The record is from the annotation of a GenBank genome assembly.
AUGUCACCGAGUUCUGCGGUCAGGUCAUCCCACCGCGCAAUUUUGCAGGGCUUCCACACGCAACCCUGUGUGGAGUUUCAGAAGGGCUACUGUGCGCUUCAUCGAGUGAGGGGCAAGACCUCCUUGUGCUUUAGCUACCACUUUGAUUCUCAGCGUCGACGCCCCGCAGUGACCGCCACUGGACGGUUGCGGUAUUGGGACAUGGCUUGUCAGAGCAUGACUUCAGCGUCACUCUGUCCGGAUGGAGACGACUGCGUUUUCGCCCAUAGCCGUGACGAGAUCUCCUACCAUCCGGCCAAAUUCAAGACUCGAAGGUGCAAUGGCAAAGGAUGCCGUGGUCAGGAAAUUUGUUGCUUCGCUCAUGAGGAGGAAGAGCUGCGAAGCUGGGCCCCUGAAACUUAUUCCUAUUGGCUACUGGUUUACAGAGGUGCUGGCGAGGUCGAGGAUCCCCAGAGGACGCUUCGACGCAAAGUGCGCUUCUGUGCUUCUUUUCCAAACGUGGGCCAGUGCCGCCGUGGGGCUAGCUGUGAGUUCGCCCACUCGCGAGAGGAAGCGCAAACUGAGCUACUGUCAGAGGCGCAAGAACAACAGGUGCCCGAGGUGCUCACAGAAGACUUCUUCAUGUACCAAUACAAGACACUCUGGUGUCCCAUUGGCGUUCAGCACGACUGGCAGAAUUGCGUCUAUGCCCACAACUACCAGGACGCUCGUCGGAAGCUUUCCAUUGGCUACGGCCCGCAGCCCUGCCCUCACUGGGCCAAGAAGGACCCAAGUUUGGAUUACGAGCAGCGUUGUCCACAGGGCUUUUGGUGCCCCUACGCGCAUGGCGCGAAAGAGCAGUUGUACCACCCCAGGUAUUUCAGGACUGUGGUCUGUCGGGACUUGCGGUCAAAGGCGUGUCCCCGCGACCGCCUCUGUGCAUUCUUCCACCGCCGCGCCGAACGGCGGCGCCCACCCCCCGACGAUACGGACUACACGAGGCCACUGCCCAACGAGGCGAUCUCCGACGAGUGGCUCUUCAACUUUCAGCGGCCGCCCUUCAGUGACACGGCGCCCACGGGACGCACUGAAGCCAAGCCUUUGCCGGCGGGCAGCGUGCCGCCAGGCUUGUGCCCUGACGCUGCACCGCCCGGAAGCACGGCGCACGGCGGCAUCGAUACCGUGAUCACCUCAUGGACCAUUUUUUUGUCCACGAGGCUGGUGUCAUACUUGGACAAGACGCUGCCGCCGUUUAUGUCUCUCCGGCUUGGUGAUUCGUGGUAG